ACAGACAAACAAAUAAAAUUGGUCAGUAUACUCUUUGGAUCUACGCAAAUUCUACGUAUGAAAAUGUUAUUUCGUGUGGCAAAACAAAGCAUUUGCGUGCAAAGUAGAGCCCGCUCCACCAUAGCUGCUACCAAUAUCAAUGUCAAGGUCAACAAUGGUCAUAAUUUGAACGAUAAGAGCGCCCAAUUUGCAAAACAAAUGCAAACGGAAUGGAGAACAGCUCGUGAUUUUAAGGAAUUACCUGGACCAAGUCGUUGGCAAAUGUGGCGAGGUUUCCAAAAGAAUGGAGAAUACUAUCAUUUGGAUCUAUUUGAAUUGAUGUUGCAUUAUCGUCAAUUAUAUGGUGAUAUAUUCCUACUGCCUGGCCUUUUUGGUAUGCCCUCCAAUGUGGUGACGUUUAGUAUUGAUAGUUUUGAGAAAAUCUUUCGUACCGAAGGACAAUGGCCAGUGAGAACUGGUGCCGAUCCUGUGCUACAUUAUCGUGAGAAACGUAAAGAUGGCUUCUUUAAAGAUUGCAUGGGCCUUAUGGAUAACGGUGAACAAUGGGCUCGUCUACGCAGUGCUGUGAAUCCAAUUUUAAUGCAACAAAGGAAUACUGUUUUGUAUCUGGAACCAUUGCAGCGUGUGAAUCAACAAUUCAUUGAUAAUAUACGCAAAAUACGUGAUCCCAUAUCACUGGAAGUUCCCGGGACUUUUCAUAAUAAUAUUAAUCAUCUGACAUUUGAAUCUGUGGCUACAAUUGUCCUCGAUAAAGAUAUAGGUCUUAUACGAAACGCUGACGAAUCACCGGAUGCUAAAAAGCUUUUCGAUAAUAUCAGAAUAUUUAUGCGAUCCUUUUUUGAGCUGGGCAUGAAGCCAUCGUUAUAUAAGUAUAUAUCAACACCAACAUAUAGUCGUUUCAGUCAGGUCAUGGACGAAAUAUUUGAUAUCUGUUCCAUGUAUGUGAAUGAGGCUGUAAAACGUAUAGAGAAUACUCCAAAGGAUACACAAAAGGGUCAUCCAAGUAUGCUGGAACAAUUAUUGAAAAUUGAUCAUAAAUUUGCCAUUGUCAUGGCCAUGGAUAUGUUAAUGGGUGGCGUGGAUACAACAAGUUCGGCUAUUGCUGGAUUGCUAUUUAAUUUGGCUAAAAAUCCCGAAAAACAGCAGAAACUACGUGAUGAGAUAUUGGCAAAACUAUCGCAUCCAGAUCAACAAUUUACCAUGAACGAUAUGAAAUCCUUGCCAUAUUUACGAGCCUGUAUCAAGGAGUCGUUACGUCUAUAUCCCAUUGUGUUUGGUAAUUUGCGAGCAACUGGAGCGGAUGUUGUACUCGAUGGUUAUCGUAUACCAAAAGGCACAAGAAUCAUGAUGAACUCCAAUUUGCUUCUAACCGAAGAAUGUUACUAUCCACGGGCCAAGGAAUAUUUACCAGAACGCUGGCUACGCCGCCAAGAAGAUGACUUUACGAAAUCCCUUAUAGCCAAAGAUUUGAGUCCUUUCAUCUAUUUACCAUUUGGUUUUGGUCCACGCAUGUGUGCCGGCAAGCGUAUUGUUGAAAUGGAAAUGGAAUUAACUGUGGCCAAUUUGGUUAGAAAUUUCUAUAUUGAAUACAAUUAUUCAACAGAAAAUGCAUUUAAAUGUCAAUGGGUAAAUAUGCCUGUUUUGCCAUUGAAUUUUAAAUUUACAGACGUCAAAUAUUAACAAAUAUUAUCUAAGCUAAAAUGCAAUCUAAAU
Molecule: messenger RNA, 1713 nt
Organism: Drosophila willistoni
Lineage: Eukaryota; Metazoa; Arthropoda; Insecta; Diptera; Drosophilidae
Gene: Cyp12c1
Product: probable cytochrome P450 12c1, mitochondrial
Exons: 2
Coding region: 58-1680 (540 amino acids)
Molecular function (GO): oxidoreductase activity, acting on paired donors, with incorporation or reduction of molecular oxygen; monooxygenase activity; heme binding
Source: RefSeq, a predicted model, not a curated record